UGGAACAGCAGCUGAGCGCGUAAAUGAUUGAUAACAGAUUUGUUCGGCACCUGUUGUCCCAGAUAUUUUAUAGGCCUCCCGAUUGAAAAAUAAAUAAACAAAUACAUAACAUUUAAUCCUGUGUGAGAUUACUUUUAUUCUGAGUGAAACCAAAAGCAGAGAAAGGGAUGUGCACCCAAUUCUUCCUGCCAAUCGAUCAGAGUGCGGAUGGAUCGAUAUGGCACCAGGGCUAUUGAUCACCACAGUCCUCUAUUGCUGUGCGCUUUCAAAUGCAAAUGCACCUAAAUAAUAAUCUUUGGCAACACACUAAUUCCUUAACAAACUGCAGGCAAACGCUUUACAAACAAGCAGAUUCAAUGCGCAAGCGAUUUCCUUUCCUUUUUUAUAAUCGUAAUUAUUUUUUAAUGUGGAACACACAGAGGGCCGCCGUUUAAAGAUUUCACUGGACAAACAGGUGAAAUUCAAAAUUCAGGUUAACAUUGAUUUGGCGUGUAGCCUGUUGAAACAUGGUGGAAUAAAAUUUCAAACAAAAGUAAUCAGUUAAAGAAAGUUAAGAAUAAUAAAUGGGUUGGCAAAAAAUAGCAAAUACCGUGUGCACGCCUAUAGGUUGGAAUUUAUGUGCCAAUUUUGGACACACACACACACACACACACACACACACACACACACACACACACACACACACACACACACACACACACACACACACAGUUACUUAAAGUAGUGCCACGGGCAAACAAGGCAAAUGUUGAGGUUCCAAACAAGGCCAUAUUAGUGUGUUAGUGAGGGAGUGUGUUUAUGUGUGUGUGUGUGUGUGUGUGUGUGAGAGAGAGAGAGAGAGAGAGUGUGAGAGUGAAAGAGAGAAGAAGAAGCAGCACCUCGUCCCGCUGACUUGCUCAGAGGCCUGAUCAAUGCGACAUUACUAAACACUGCUACUUAACUUUUGCCAAUAGCCAGAUUCAAGUAAAUAUACUUUAGAAUACAUUAAGCGUGAUGCAUCAGGCGCGGAGUCAUUCAAGAAGUCAUGAAAAGAUUAGUCUGUCUCUAUCGAGUGAUUCCUGGGAAAAUAGACAAGCGCACGGAGAGUUGGCUCACUACAAAUACCUCUCAGGAAAAAGAAAACACAGUGUUCCCUCUUCAUAAUGUGGAAUAAAAAAUAAACUCUAGUGAUAUUAGAAAUCUACAUUCAUGUACAAAUUGGAGGAAAUCUUACACACACACAGACUAUACUGUCUGUGUGUGGAUAUAUGUUAGUGUUUGUUAUGUUUAAUUUAUAUAAUAUUACUUUUAACAAUCUAUAAAUUGUAACACUGAAAAUAGCAGUGAUUGUGAAAUUUAUAUUUUAUGUUUUGUAUUUUUUUCCCACAGAGCAGCACUCGGCACUCAACCAAAUGAAAAGCUCAAACUUUCACACUUGCUGCUCUGUGUGUGUGUGUGUGUGAGUGUGUGAGUGUGUGUGUAUGUUCUCUCUUUCUGUAAUGAAACUGCCUGUUGACACGGGUCAAACACAUAACAGGAUAGACCCAAGUUAAACCAUUUUAGCAGAAUGCAUCUUUGGCACUAUUGAUCCUUCAGAAAUGCAUCGAGCGGAGCUCCGGGUUCAGCAUUGAUUAGUUGAUCAGCAAACGACAGCAGUGCUUAAAGAUAAAAACAAACUGCUCUGGGCCUCAUAAAAGGCUGGAAUGGUCAGCCUCGAACCGGCUGCACUAAAUUACCCUGCAACUGUAUAUCACUGUAUAUAUACAUAUAACAUAUUAGAAAAUAUAGGAACUUAAAAAUAAAUAGAUUUCAUUUAAUAUAUAAAAUUAGAAAAUGAAAACUGCACAAUCACUCCUUCCUCUCUUUUUUACUUUGUGUAUGUGUGUGUGUAUGUGUGUAUAUGUUAAUGUGUGAAGUAAGUCGAUGCCAACGUGGUGCUGAGGCCACGUCCUCGCGCGCAGUUAUUAAUAUAAAAUAAAUGAGAGACCCUCUGCGGCGUCGCCCCAGUCACACCGCAGAUAUCGACACAGUUAAUAUUUCAUACUGUGUUUGCCAUAGGAUAUGCUUAUUUGAGUAUCCCAAAACAGUGCAUUAAAAAUACAAAUUAAAACUCAGCUUUGGGGAUGCAUGGAUUUCUUGGAGUGUGUUUACUUUGCAUCAAAAUUCAUUUGGGCUUGCUGUAAGGAUGAUUUGACCAAAGUGCGUAAAAUAGAAGAAAACACAAUUGAUUGAAAAUGGGAAAGUGCGUUGAUUAGUUCCCCACGCCCUGUUGACCCUGCUGUAUUUUUCUGAUAGCGUGGCGUUGAGCAGAAGAGCUCUAAAUAUAAUGGCAGAAGAAAAAUAACAGAGGAAGGACUAUGAAGUUAAGAAGUUGUUGUGAGAGUGUGAAACUUUUCAGCGCGUUGUUUUGGGUUGUAAACCCUGGUGAAUUAGGAGCGAGUAGCCAGCAAUGAAAGUUAACAUCCAUCACCACCGCGACCAAUAAGCUGCUCUGGCCGGCUGGCUGAGCACAGAUGACGGAUUCGCUGCUGUGCGGGCUUCGGUAAUUCAUUUUCGAUAGCAGUGGUUGCUGGGAUCAAUACAGGGACAUUAACCCAAGCGGACACUGCUGUUCUCCUGAUGGCACAAGCCAAAAGCCACCAUCCCCCUGUUGGCAAUCAGCAAAGACACACUUUUUUUACGCUCAUUAUUUGGGGGAGAGGAGCAGUGUGCCAAGGCCGCUGAUCUCACUAUUCAUCAGAGCAGUUAUGGAUGGUCCUGACCUAACUGUUGGUAAACACUGGUCAGGGAAAUUAUUUUAUGCAAUUUGCAAAUGAUUAGUGAUGCCACUUCCUGGAUUGUUAGACUAUUUUUUCUCUCAAAGUCCGGGUCGAAAUCCUAAUGGCCUCAUUUUACAUAACAUCGGUGUAAAUGCCAAGCUUCUCACUUUGUACCAGUGUACACAUAGUUCACAGGGCAAUGAAGGCCUCCUGAGGAAGACACAUACACACACACUCACCAACACACCCCCUGAGUGUCAGUACAUGUCACAGAGGUGUUGAUGUCGUGAUCUUUACAACAUAUUAUGUGUCAUUCCUCUCUGCACAUCUCACCCUACAGACAGCAGCAGCAGCACACACUCACACACGCAGGCAGCAAAAGCAGCUCCACAGAUUGUGUUGUAUUAGAAAUAGCUACCGUAUUAUAUAGUAUAUUGUACCUUCAAAGUCAGAUUUUUCUACGGCUUUGGUGCACAUUAGUGGCCACUUUUGGGGCAUAAAGAAAAAUAUAUAAACAAAGCUCAAAUUUCAGGUACUGUCAUCAAUUUAAAAAAAACAGUAAAAUUUACAAGAAGCUCUUUAUUGCAACAUUACAAGCGUGCGUAAAAAGUUGAAAAUUGGUAAAGGCGCAUGGAUUCUGCAGGUACGCAUGACAUUCAAUGUAGCCCGUAUUAAAAGCACAAGUCAAACAAUAUCUCCCCCCGUGUUGUAACUCGGAAGAUAUUUUUGAAAGCUGUUAAGGGGAGUAGAAACUCAGCUUCCGUCGAAAAUGAGUGACUUACUUGUAAACUGCAAUCCUUCUAUCUCGACGUGCAGCUAUGGGCCUACAGCAUCCAUAUUGCGGGUUCCUGCAUACGGGCACCAACUUAUCGAUGCAUCGCCUGAUCCAUACAUACUUUGACAUUGAUGGAUUGCUGACCUGAAUUGACGUCAGCGAGCAGCGAGAAGUUUCAUACAGAAGUUUUGUGAGGAACAUUAUGUGAAAAGUUGGUGUGAGGGAGUUGGGGUUUCUUGGACUCUAUCCGAGGAGCAAGGAUGCGAGAAAGGGUCAAAGCCUAGAGGCUAUGAUGAAAUGAAACUCCAUAGACUUGUUCAGUAAGAUUUACUGAAGAAAAAAGUUGUGUGAAAAAAAGUUAUGGGUGAAAACUAAACAGGGUAACACUAUAGACUUGUACUGCUGGAGCGUUUCCUUUGCACAUUGUGGAUGAGAGACACGGAUGUGAUUUCAUUUAAGGAGUCAAAGGUCAUUUGCAGUCUGACGUUCAGAUCCUCACAUUUUUAACUUUAAAAUAAAUUGUUGUUUUGAUUUAAAUUCAAAUAUUUAUUAAGAGGCCACAUAAGGCAGCUUAAAUUUAUGAAUAAUGGAGACGAAGGCUGUGACCUCCUCUGAAGAGAACUUGCUUUUCUAAUUAAACUCGUGGCCUGAUGUGACACAUGUCAAUUAAUCUUUAACUUUGAGCAGAUGCAUCACAUGGACUGCUGGCGCCACGUCAAACGCUUUUAUCAGAAAACAAGGAGCGAGCUCAUCUUAUCCAUCUGAGUGUAAAUGUUGCACACUCUGCAAAGGACUGAAGGUCUGUGUUUUAUCUCGGAGUCCAACGCAAUCUUUUUUUGAGGAAUUUAAGGUUCAGUGUACAACAUGAGCAACCCAUGGCAUAGGGGCCAGUGACGUCAGAUUGGCCCCAGACAGAGCGUGCGAGUGCGAGGAUGGACCACGGGGGCGCGCACAUGCGCACAGGCUCGGUCUCAUCCUAACAUGAGCGCGGGCGCGUCAAUAUACACACAGAAAGCAGAGCAGCGCUUUGGGUAUAGUAGAAGGUGCUCCACAGCGAGAGAAAUCCAGGCAGGCUGCGCCUUCACACGCUGAGCUGAGGUUUGUGGCGGCCAGGACCCGAUCUUUUAAAACCAUGCUGGAUUGACUGCAGAGAGGCAACUACAAUCAAUGGCUUGGCUUUGAAAUCGUUGAAAAUUUAUUGGAAAGGAGUGUGAGACAGAGCGACAGUGAGAGAGGGAGAGCAGCGAGGGAGAGAGCGAGAGAGUGGCGAGAGGGGUGGAAAUAAAGAUCCUUUCAACGAUGGAGCUUACAAUGGAAAACAUUGGAAAUCUGCACGGUGUUUCUCACUCCCAUCAAACGAGCGACUUAAUGAACUCCCCGCACGCGCGCCAGUCGUCGGCGUCGCAUCGGAACUUGGUGUCGCACGGACGCUCAGCCAUGGUGUCCAGCAUGGCCUCGAUACUGGAGGGAGCGGGGGACUACCGCACAGACCACGCGCUGUCUGGGCCCCUGCAUCCGGCCAUGACCAUGUCGUGCGACUCCGGGAUGAGCCUGAGUAGCACCUACACCACGCUGACGCCGCUGCAGCACUUGCCCCCCAUAUCCACCGUGUCGGAGAAAUUUCACCAUCCGCACCCACAUGCUCACCAUCAUCCGGCGCACCAGCGACUCGCAGCUGGGAACGUCAGCGGCAGCUUCACCCUGAUGAGGGACGACCGCAGCCUCGCCUCCAUGAGUAACCUAUACGGCCACUACCCCAAAGAUAUGUCCGGUAUGGGGCAGCCUCUGUCUCCCCUCUCCAACGGACUGGGCUCUUUGCACAGCUCCCAGCAGACUCUCAGCGCCUACGGCCCCGGUGCUCACCUCUCCAACGACAAGAUGAUCUCCUCGGGGGGCUUCGAGUCCCACGCCAUGUUGUCCAGGGGCGAGGAGCACCUGGCCCGGGGUCUUGGGGGCCACGGGGCCGGGCUCAUGACCUCCUUGAACGGCAUCCACCAUCACAGCCAUCCACACUCUCAGGCAAACGGGUCCAUGCUGUCUGAGCGGGACAGGCAGACGGUGGUGGGAGGCGGGCAGGGCGGCGGGUCGGGGCAGGUAGAGGAGAUAAACACCAAAGAGGUGGCACAGCGAAUAACGGCAGAGCUCAAGCGCUACAGCAUCCCACAGGCCAUCUUUGCUCAGAGGAUCUUGUGCCGGUCCCAGGGAACUCUGUCCGACCUGCUGCGGAAUCCUAAACCGUGGAGUAAACUCAAGUCAGGCCGGGAGACGUUCAGGAGGAUGUGGAAGUGGCUCCAGGAGCCCGAGUUCCAGCGGAUGUCGGCGCUCAGGCUUGCAGGUGAGUGAGGAGACAGCUCCCAACCUGAGUGAUGUGAAGGGAUCAAUUAGAAGUCAAUGUGGCGAGACUGUCAAUAGCUGCUCAAACAGACAUUACUAGAAGUUAUUAGUCGAUUAUAUCGAGUAAAACUUCAUCAUGACAGUUGGGGUGUUAAAUGUUGGGGGAAAUCUAUAUUUUGAUUGAUGCUACAAUCCAUGAGAGUAUAAACAGAUGCUGUACAACACUGGAGGUGUUUCAAACAAAGUGGAGGAAGUGACUUUCAAAAGCAGACAAGGUGUGAACGCAGCCUGCGCGUACAUGUUUUUUUUACGCACAGUUUACGCACGGACAGAACACAGUUAAAUACAAUCCUCCCAGUCUGCUUCACUCUGUUUCUCCAUGUCAGUCCCUCUCAAAUACACAACAAACAAAAUCACAGAGAGAGAGAGAGAAGGGGGCCAAACAAAGAAAAUCAAAGCAGGAUGUGACUAAAAUUGAUUACAUCUCGCAAUUACUUUAAAGCUUAACCAAAUCUUCUCUCUGAGAUCAGAGCAAACACCAAGUUUUACUUUGGACUCUUUUGUAUCAAAUACACUUGAUGUAAUACUCAUCCUGUCAAAUAAGGCGCAAACAAGGAUCGUCUGAGGCCUGGCCAAAGAGUCUGGGGAGCAUGACCUCCUAUGGAUCAAUAUUUCAGGUCCAGGCGUCCCCUUUCAGAGCAGCGUGCUGAUAAACGAUCGAUUGGGAUCUGAAAGACAGAGACACAAACAGAUGCGUCUUUCUGUGGCCUGUGUUGUAUCCUCUGCCCUCUCCAAAGUUGGUUUUGGGGGUCUGUUUAGGGAUUAUGUUUAUUGUGGUUUGUGAUGGUUUAGACCUGGCAUCAUUGGGGCAUGAUAACAGAAAUAGCUGGAUAUCCUUUGUGCUCAGAAUGGGGACUCAAACCUUUGCUUUCUCUCUUCCCUUGUCUCAUUGAAUGCUCCAGCCAUCGUUGUGGCUUUUAUUACGCCAAGAUCCGCACAUAAACGCAGGGAUUAGAAACCAGCUCCUCUCUCUUUAAACCUCUAACACCUGAUUAACAGGCCGCAAAUGAAAACGGCAGACAUCGUGGAGGGGUUAAAACAGAGAUGUGAGUGAGAGGUCCCCUCGCAUUGAUGUUUGUGUAAAGGCCCCGUUUAGACGUGCAGCGCCUCCAAACGUCAAUCAGCUCCUCUGUGUCGUAUUUCAGAGAACAGUUCAAUUAAGCAGAUAUAGUGGCAUAUUUUAGUUCCAGUCAAUGCCCUAUUGAAAAGCACUUAAUGGCAUGUAAAUUGUUCCUUUGCGCAUUUAGUGGGGUUCUGGUAAAUAAAGAUUUAAACACUCCACAAUUGUCUCUUUAAGUGCCACUGCUGUUAAAGCUAAUUGGGCUGUGGGGUUUUAUAUCUUCCACACUCGGCACCAGGAUACCCCCCCCAACACACACACACACACACACACACACACACUCACACCCAAUCCAAUUGACAUGUUGGAGUGGCACAGUCCUGAGCAGCGUGCACCUCCUGCAUAACCUUAUGCGGUCAGGCUCAGGGCAGCCUGGCUCUAUGAUUGUAGUAUCAGGACUGCACUUGUGUUUUUUAAUCCAGUGGCUUUAUAUUUGGUUGAUCCUUUAGUAACAAUAUAAUAGCAAACAAUCAACUUAAGAUGUAGCCUAAUUUUUAGAAUGAACAGAUUUUCGUCGCUCUUGUGUAUUGUGCAUUAACCUGCUGCCACACCAGGUCUGACAGAAAGUUCAGGAUGGCUAAAUGACAAAUGACUAGUAUGUAAAUGCGCGGUGCAACAUUUUACUUAGUGCAUUUAAAAUCACCAUUAUCCUCGGUGCGCAUGUGGGCUGGGAGUGGGAGUUGGGGGGGGUUUGCGAUGCUGAAAGUGAGGCUGGGCCAUACUCGCUCGGCCACAUCAAUCAAUAAAUUCAAAUUACUAUUCCAAAUUCAUCACAGUCACACAAAUCAAUGCCGCUGCCCUGCUUAGCUAAUGUGAAAAUGCCAGUGUCUACACACACACACGCACACACACACACACACACACACACACACACACAUAGACACACGACAAUCCAGCCCUGAAACGAAAAACAGAGCAGAGAUAGGCCCGUUGGGGGGGUGAGUGGGGGGUGGGGGGCGUCCUUCACGCUCAACAUCUCCCAAUCCAACGAGGGCAAAGACCCACAAGGCUUCCCCACCUAGUGCGUUCUUAUAUGCAGAGCCAGGCCCGUGCAGCUAAAAGCUUUAACCUUUAGGUGCCUUUCUGAGUAUCUUAAAGCACUCGUACACAAACACUUCUGUAUAAAUAAGCAGGCAGCUUCAUUGUAAAGCUGCACGAGUAAGAAAGACGUCCGCAAAGUGAGCUUUGCGAGGCAUUUAAAGAUCGCAUUAACGAUGAAAACAAUUCGUCUUUGCAUCUGUGUUGAAUUCCACACUCCAUCUCAAUGUAUUUGGUCGGGUCAAUACGGCCCUGAUCGAUAAGGAUAGCCAGUGCAUCUAUCAAUUAUCCCGCCUCAGCACUCUCUCCCAUUGGUCUCUCCCCCGGAGCAGAGGGGGGAGGCGGGGGCCGGAAAAGUGGGAAUAUAGGACAGCUGUUGAAAAAAAAAAAAUGCUUUUGCAACACCUUUUUUUUUUCCUUUUCUGUAAUCAUGUUCCAUUUGUUGUGUGUAAUGCACCCUCACACGUUUUCCCUGUGGGAUUUGGGAUACAAACUAACAUUCACGACUUUUCCGGGCAGAUGUUGCAGGAAAUAUUUUAUUAUCUCCCCCACCCCCUCUCAUAAAAAAAAUGAUAACAUGAGAUGUAUUUUGCAUCACUAAUAUCUCCCAAAUAUCCUCCAUCACGCCUCUAUUCUCUCCCGUGACAGUGAUGAGGUGUCAUGGCAUCUCCUCUCCAAAAAAAAGGGGAGGAAAAAAAAAAAAGCGCAGUUGGUUUAUUACCAUUUGAAUGGCCGGAGCACGUGCCAGGGGGCGCAGGUCAGGACCCACAGGACACGCAGGGAAAACAUUGAAGAGAAUGAGGGUGAGAGGCCUCUAUUCAUGUUUCAAUGGACUACACGCAGUUUACACAGGCCUAAUCCCGGAGCAAUACUCCUCCCCUGCACUGCCACCCUCCGUCACACUGCACUCUUUACCCUCGACACGUGCACAGCUGCAAUCACCCCCAUUCACUGCCUUUGAUUGAUAUAAUUUAAUCAAAUUGAUCAUUUUACUUCCUGAAGGAUAUUUUAGCAUUAAUCUGGUAAACGCCUGAAUAUAUAUGAAAUAAUUGUGAAUAUAUGGCUAAAUUUGUUAUAUAAUGGUUUACAUGUGUUAUUUUUUAAUGAUAUAGAUUUAUUUUGAUGUGCAUGCUACCCAAAAAGAAGGUGAACACCCUGCUGUUUGUCCAUACUUUAUGCAUCUAAGCACCCCAGGGCGCUGUCCAGAGUGCUGAAACGUCCCAGUGUCCAUACAGCACCUUCUCCCAGUUUGGAGGACAGUUCAAGGUGGUGAACUGGAGUUUUACCAAUACAUAGUUAAUAGCACUCUGGUAGGCCCUAAACACCAUUAUUUCAUCCAACAGCUCCCACCCAUCGAUCAAUAUUACAAUCCACAAUCGCGUCAAUCACACCACCCAGCACCCUACUUUCCAAUCCAACCGGGUUCUACAUUUAAAUCUCAUCUGAUUCCUUCUUGGAGCUGAAGAAACACAAACUGGAGGUUAUUUUUUCUUAUUUUGGGGUACCUACAGAAAUAUCAGUUGAGGAUGGUGCUUCUUUAAGGUCAUUUAAGAUAGGAUAAUGGGUUUAAUUGGAUGGGGCAUUACUAUGUGAUUGAUGUGGGUUAAUCUAAAUCAGGGUUUUUUUUCUCAUGAAGAUGUGGCUUGAUGUUAGCCUGCGAAAUGAUCGAUUGGGACUUUAAUAAUUGAUGUGUGAGGGGAAGAUAGGGGGGGUAAACAGUGCAGCUGCGGUUUCAGAGCCUCGUUGUUCGUUAAGCACAGCAUCGUGUGCUGUAAGUAGUGAGACACGCGUGUACAAGCAUCGCCUUUGAAAUCCUCUGGUGGGAGAGCAACAGUCAUUUUCUGGAGGUUAUACCUCGAGGCUAUUUGGGUUUAAUCCCGGGUUCAGUGCGGCUCAGACCAGAUGAAAUGACAUCUCACGCCUUGCAUCAUUAUCUGCAACCAAGCAGUAUAUGCUGGCUUCAAUGUUGGAAGGUGAAACUGAUUAAUUCAUCGUUACAUUUGCAUAAAUCUUCAUGUUGCAGGCUCACAUUCAUUAUUGAACACAUCGUGUAAGUUACAUAAGGAUGGGGACUUUUGAGAAAAACCGCACAUGCACCAUUAAAGAAGAUGCAAACAUCUUCUUGUGAGAUUUUCCUUUUCGCCACUGCAUAACACAGGAGCAUAUCAGCGCCUGCAUACGUGUCGCCUCCCCUCUCCUCCUCUCCUGUGUGUAUGUGAUCGGGAUGUAGAGUGCGUCUGCGCCACAUUGUUAAGGCCGAUCUGGCGAGCCCUGAAUCUGUAUCGAUUUCCAUUCCCCGGCCUCUGCUUUCCAUCUCUGGAGCUGCGCCAUGCAGCCAUGCAACCCCCUCCAUCUCAACCAUGCAACACCAUUUCUCCCAUUAACAGCUCACCCUUCAAACGCACAGCACAAUGACUAAUAAACUAAGCAUGCUCUCGUGCUGCUGUGCUGCACAUUUCGCCGCGUGCUCCCCGGUCCAAACGGUCAAUUGCUGACUUGAGAUUUUUAAGAGGUUUUGAGGCUGAUCUCCUCCUCUGUGAUACCAGAGGAUUAGAAACACGAGACGGCUUACAGUUCACAGACAGUUAACCUCUUUCUGCUCAUUAUACAUCCCACCCACUCUGUUCCGUCCUGCACACACUGCUCUGACCAGCCGACCUUAUUAUUCUAAAUAAUGUAAUUUUAAUAGAAAUCAGAUCAGCGACAGAAGCAAGAGCCCGCUGUCUCCCACUUCCUCGCCCAUUUCUCUUUUUAGCUGCACACACAUCCACACACACACACACACGCCGUUUCCAAUUCACACGGGGGGCGUGCUUAGCAAUUAUAAAUGCAGCAGAGGUCUGGACUCUGUACAGUCUCGAAUACCGUCUCUUCUAUUUUAGAUGAUCAAUUCCUACGCUUCUCCGUCGCCCCCUCGCCAAACCGGAUCGAUAGGAGAGAAUGACCUUUAAAUCAAAUUGCUGGCAGAGUCGACUGAAUGCACGCGGCUAGCACCAAAGGGUUAACGGCGCUGCGUGCAUGCGUGCGUGCGUGCCCCAUUUCAAGACAAAAAAACGCAACAAGCACACCUGACAUUAUGGCAAUUAAAUGUCAUCAUCGGUCCUCGCUCUUUGCUGAAUUAGCCUCUUAGAAAGGAGCUGAACUGUGAUGUGUGAUAUGUGAACUGUGUCUUUGUGUGUUCGCGUGUGAAGAUGCUCAAAAACAACAAAUCAUUCCGUGGCUUUUGACCCCUCCACUAUCGGCAGAGGUUUGCACAAGAGCAGAUGCAGGCGACGAGUCCAAAGAGCAGACUUGUUGUGCAAUUAAAGAUGUUGACCAGAUCAACUGCACAGCUGUUAUGUAACACAGGGAUGCCCCCCCACCCUAAAAAAAUCAGGGGCGGGUGCAUCGUGCUGUCUUUGCACCUUUACGCAUCCACAGUAGAUCCGCCUCUGUGUUCCCGGCAACUUUAUCCUGCUUUCUCCCUCUCAUUCACAAUUUAUUUUACUGAGCAGCAUGACAAGAUGUCACCGAGUGUCAGAUAUUCACCUUCCUCCAAAGUUUGGAGUUUUACAUCUCAAUAAAUAGAAAGAACCAGAUCACACUUUUGGACACUAUACUUAUAAAUCUGUGUCUUGUACACAUUGGCUGUUUAUCUGACACGCUAUCGUUCAUUAAAGGGCCCAUAAUGGCUUGUUUAAUGCGCAGUCGAAGAACACAAAGCAAGGACAAUGUCCGUCCAAUUAAAGAGAGGAGAGGGCACUCACGAUUCACCACUAUCAAGAGCUUUAAUCUCGUGUUAGGUGCUAAAACAUGAAGGCUCUGAAAUACACAGAGAGAGGUGGGUGCACAGUAUUUAUAUAAAUCACUGACUUUUAAUUUGGGUUGGGAGAAGAAUGCACACGAGUCCUAAAAAUAUAUUUCAAAUAAGAAAAUAUAUAUAUACAUAUUAUCCAAUUUGAAGAUGUUUCACUUGUUCAAGAAAAAAAAUGUAUUUUUUAACCUAAAAUUUUUGGACACAUUUAGUAAAAAGAGCAUAAAAAAGUGUUUUGUUUCCUUUUAGAUAAAAUAAACAGGGAUAAAAAAAAAUCAGGAAAUAAAUGUCAUAGAGCAAAUCACAUCUCCUCCUCUCCGGCCUUUUUUUUUUAAUUUAAAAUGAGAUCCUACAGAUGGUUUGUACGAAACCGGUGUAAGUCUUUGCAUGGGGUCGAUCACAACAUAACCACAAACACACGCACACACACACACACACACAUACACGUACACACACACUCACAAGCAACCCGAAACUCCGGUUGGGCAACCCCACACAGAUCAACAAAGGAACAAAACGGCUGUGAAAUCAAUUGAUGAAUGAAUCGAUAUGAGCGCAUACCGCCUCGACACAAUAUGUUAUUAAAUAUAACGAACUGGCUGCAGGUGAUCCGAUCCCAAAUAUGAAUAUUUGCUUUUAAUUUGCUGCUUUACGAAGCCCGAUGUUGAAAUGAUGACUGUUGUGAAGUGGCUUUUUUAUACGACUAGAGAAGUGUGUGUGUGUGUGUGUGUGUGUGUGUGUGUGUGUGUGUGUGUGUGUGUGUGUGUGUGUGUGUGUGUUGGUAUUAUGCGUAUGGAUUGGAGUUUUUUUCUUCCCACAAUUACGCAUUUCACACCACCCAAAAAAAAAAAAAAAAAAAAAAUAGAAAAUUAUUACUCAAACGUUGAAUACACCGUUUUCUUCGUCAUACUAUAGUCAUUAUAUUUACAGUCACAACUAAUAAGUUCAAAAUAAUUAUUCAAAUUAUUUGGGGCUGCCCCUAAAUGCAUUUAUCUAUUAAAGAAAUUGAGACACCCAAUCCACGCAAAUUUAGACCAUUCUUUUGCAAUUUGAGACAACAUGAAUUGAGCUGUUGAGGGAAAAACGAGAAUGUAAAGGUGUGUUUUACACGAUACACCCUCCUGGAAAAUUAGCUACUACAUAUCAGGGACAAAUCUCCUUUAGAAUAAAAUGUACUUAAUUAAUUGUAUUCUAAAAUACUUUGUUUAUUAUCGAAAAAAAGCAAAUAAGUGCUUCUCUACAGCGCAAUAAGAGCUGAUUCAGACCUCUCUCUGUCGACUCCCCUCGUCAUAUAAUUGAGUGAGAACUGUAUUGAAUUGAAUCUGUAAAAUUCAUGCAUAUUGAAAAGCUGUCUGUCUCCCUGUGGAGGGUAAACAGAAUCAUCAGGCUGCAGAUCACUUUGAUGAUUCUCCUGCGACGAAGAAGAAAUGAGCAGAGGAGUGACAGAUCAUAUGUGAGGAAUAUUAAACUGGUUUUGGAUGAAAAGAUGAAUCCGGUGCAAACAUCUCGACUUCGGUGGUCUAAGUAGGGUGGGAAUGAAAACACAGAUGACUAAUAUUUACCUCUAAAUCCUGGUGUAGCUUCAUUUAACACUUCUUUUAUUGUCACAUUUUGUGUUUUAUCUUGAAUUAGACCAAGCAAAAAUCUAACUUCUUAAGAGAGCAGCAGAUUCACAUCCGUGCGUAACUGUUUUUCAUGAAGUGGAUGUAAUUUGAAGCACCUUUCACCACUUAUAAUAUGUGUUUUAGUGUAUGUAAAAUUCUGUUUUAAAAAUAUUUUUCUUCCUUUAUCUUAAGAUUACAUUUGGCACGUAUUAAAAUGUGUAAAAAACACGGUGCGGGCCCACACCUGUUGUCAGAGGCCCGCCUGUCCCCCUUUCAAAAUAAAGCAUCAUGAUCAUUACCGCCAUCACGCAUAACUGGUCAAAGCAAUUAUGAAUGAAAUCAAUGAUAAUCGCAGAAAAGAGUAUCACUUCAACAAUGGAGCCGCUCAUUCAAAUAAGUGGCACAUGCAUGCAAGAGACCAAGGCUGCUAUUAUUAACGUGGCACCAAAUGAUGCAGGUUCAAAUCCACUCAUUUCUGCGCUUCCCUCAAUGGCUCAGUGCGUUUAAUUAUCUCAAACCUCAUAAGGAGUGUGAUCAUCACAGGCUGAAGCUUUAACUCAUCAUUGAUUUGUGAUUUCUUAGCUGUAACACCUGGUUGGAGAUUUCUUCUUUUUUGUUUGUUGGAGAUUCUUAUCCAUGAUGCAGCGAAUGUUGGAAACAAAAUUGAAAUGUUUGCAGCCAGCCGAGCUGCAGAGGACUGAGAGUUUGAUGUGGGCGAAGGUGUAACUGAGUUCAGGUUGAGUGUUAUUGAAGUGCUGGAGAAGAAAUGCCUCGCAGCCGAGUCGCGGGAGAAGGCAAACAAACAAAUUGUGUCGCUUUAUCAGUAUAUUAACACCAAUUCUCACUCAUUACAUUAAGGAGUAUUGAGCUGGAAGUGUUUUGGCCUCGUGCGAGAGAAAGAGAGAGAGAGGGGGCGAAAAGGAGAGAGAGAGAGAGAUUGGCAUUGCCCUGCAGCCAGGAGAAAUAAAUGCCACCGCAUAUAUACAUAGGCGGAUACACACACUCUGCUAUCAAUCUUUAGGGCAACGGUCCAUGUGAGGCAGCGCAGACAUUACUUAAUAAAUGGAGUGAAGCUUCAACAUCAAAAUGGAAGGAGAAGAAGAAGAAGAAGAAGAAGAGUGCAACUACAAGCAAACGGCGUAGAUUAGUAGAAAGGACAAAAACAGAGCUGCAGUGUGUAGAGGUGUGUGUGUAUGUGUGUAUCAAUGCGCCGAACCGUGACCGGUAAACAUGUUUAUUGGUAAAUUAAUUAAAUCAGCAGACGAUGACCCCGCGUGCUUUACAAACAGGGCCAGAGGAGUGGGUGGAGAGGUUUUAACAUCCAAAGUAAAAAAAAAAAAAAAAAAGAGGAAAAAAAGGCUGUGGGGGUGAUUUCAGAUGCAAAUGUAUAAUCAUGCUUUCAUAAAACACUACAGGCACAAUAUUAGGCGUUUGACUUUCUCAUUAUGAGCAGGAAGGGCAGCGAUGAUCAAUAAAUGAUUAAUGCUCAAGGUGGACGCACAUCUGUAGGGACAGAGAAGGCCAGAGACAGCUGUGGGCGCGCGCUCACGAGCCCGCCUCACACGCGCACACAUACACUCACACCUCGAACAGGUGAUGAUCAGAUGCUUAUUUUCAUCCUGUGAUUUUUUUUUUUUAAAGUCCUCUAAGAAAAUCCGGAUCAUCAGGCUUCCUUCCUCUCCACCCCUUCAUGAAUCUCCUCUCCAGGCCUUCUGCACUCCCCCCCUUUCCUUCUUCCUCCUCUCCUCCUCACCCCCUCCUCCUCCUCCUCCGAGGCAUAAUUAAUUGGACGAACUGAAUUUCACACACGAAUUAUUCACGAAUCUAUCGAUCGAUAUUGAACACCCAGGGCCUUUCUCUUAACCUCGCUUGGUUUGUCGUGAAGCAAAGAAUAUUAAUGUCAUCAGCGGAAGAGAAAUAGGCCCGAGUUAUGCCUCCUUUUUAACAAAGCAGAGGAAAGAAAUAGAGGAAUUAGUCAUUGAUGAAUUUUGAGAGUUAAAAGGAGAGAUAGUCUGAUAUAAGAAGCUGACAUGAAGGGGCUUUGGGGUUGUUGGGGUUUAUUUAAAGUGAAAAUGAAAAUGUAGAAGUAGAAAAAUGUCUGAUUGUCAAUCUAAACUUGAGGGAUGCAUUCAAAGUAGGUCAUCUCUUCUCAUGGUUGUGCAUACUGAGUAAUAAAAAUCACAUUUCUGUCUGUACAUGCAUGGCGAUCAGCAGGAUGUACCUCAGAAUAAUAUUAAUAAUAAAAAUAACACACACUCUCAACACCAAACCAGGAUUUCUGCUCCUGUCCGGUGGCUCUUUGUGCAUGAGUUUCUGUCCGUCUCUCUGCUCGGUGCCUACUGUAGCUCUAAAAGCUGCAAUGAUCGAUUUUUUUUCUUUUCUACGCUGAGCUUGGUUCAGUAAUCAGGGCCCCCUUCCUCACCGAUCGAUCGAUAUUGAUUACUAAAUCCAGCGCCUGUAGCAAAUGCAGCGCACUAUGGCGCCCCGUGCAGCCGGGUCCACGGCGAGAGCGACACCUGCAGACCGACUCGGCACAAAGCACGCGGUGGGUGGGUGGGUGAGUGGGGGGUGAGGGUGGGUGUGCAGGACGUGACUGUAUCGUGGUGAGAGGUGGAGAGUGGAGCUGGGACUGUCUGAGCUCGUUGUGGAGGCUAACACUCCUCCUUAGGCUACAUUUUUUUCUUACUUGUGUAGAUACAUUUCUUACUUUUUCUUUUCCGAUAAAAUUUUAAAUCUCAGGGAUUUUAAAGAGAGUAAAAAACCGACAAUAAAAACGAUAGUUAACCCAGAGUUGACCUCACAGAUUUGUUGUCAGAUCCAUUAAUAAAGUUUCAAACAAUCCUCUGUUGUGUUUUUGGCUGUACACAGAUCCAUGUUGAAUUUAUACUAUCUGGGAGUACACAGUGGCAUACAGGCUUUUUGUGAAAUUUACACGUUUCUGUAAUUAGUAAGCUGACAAAAAAGAUUAAACAUUGCAUUCUAGGGGGGAAAACAGUCUGGUUUUUUUCGCUUAAAGAGAAACUAAGUCUGCUAAAAUUAAGGAAAACAUACUGCAGAUUUAGCACUCCACAUUUAAGAUACAUCACCUGUGUGUGUAAAACACUGGGCUACCUGGAAAAAUCAUGGGAAACAGAGGGCAAUGCACCAGAAGCUGAACCUAAACAUUGCCAUACUGAUAAUGUAAAAUUUCCAGAAAGAAAAAACAGGGGAGGUUACUUUAAAAGCUAUGCCUAACAUAAAAAUGUUGCUGCAUUAUUUCCUGUACAUACAAAAACACAAGAAAAACUGUGUGCAGAGUCAAAAUCCCACAGUAUUAUUAUAGUUCUAGGUGUUCUCUGCACACAUCAGCUCUGUACUCACUGCUCUUGCGCAGUCUUCACCAGCACCUCUUCAGAGCUGCACUGCAUGUUCAGGAUCUUUGUCCUGCUGAGAUGUGAAUCCUCUUCAUAAAAGUCCAAGCAGGAUAGGAUUGUACCUCUUAGCUGAGUGCUGGUAGAAGCCUCUCCACAGUCAGUGGGGAGCUGAUGCAGUCCAAAGUCCCAAAUCAAAGAUCAAGUAGAGCGCUCGCAGGUUGGGAAAAUCUUGUUUGCUCACAGAAGCUGCUUCUCUGCAACUAUAGCAUAAAAACAGCAAUUUGUAAACAACAUAUUUCUCCUGUCUGACAUCAUGCUAUUAGCUAGUAAAUGAUAAAUGUCAGACUUAAUUCAUUAUAGAAGGAAUUGUUUGAACUACAUUUUUACUCAUUACGGCUGCACUCUCAAACAUUACCUGACCAUCUCUAUGAACUAAAUCAUUCGCUCAGCUGGGUUUGUUUCUUGGAGGCAGAUGUUGCUCUGUUUUUGUAAAGAUUUCACCUCACUGUAUUGGCUGUAAGUAAGCAAACCAAGUCUAUGUCAUGUGAGUAUGAGUUCUACUUAUAAAUAAAAUACUGAAAAUUAUAUCCCCUUUAAGUUUAAGAGCUAAAGGACAAAAAUUUAACCAAUUUGACUUCAUUUGUGUCUAUUUUUUGGUUUAUUUAAUCUCUUCUGGCACAGGGAGGCUUUCCUGUAAAACAUCAUUAAACAUUUAUCAAAUCGUCAAACGCAAAAUCAUAUAUAGAAUAGAAAUAUAUAUUUUUUAUAAAUGGAGUAAGUGUCUGGUUGAUAAAAAGAUUGAAAAUCAAACAAUACAAACGACUGUAAAUGUAGGUUCAAUGUUGAGAAAACCGGACCAAGUGAUAAAAGGUGAAAGCGUUAGUAUUUUACACACCUUCUUUAUCUAGAUUGACAUUUGCUUGACAAACUCCUUACUGUAGACUCAAGAUGAUUUCAGAGAUGUUACCACAUAAGUAUAAUCAGUUUGAAGUCAAACUGUGGUUACAUUUUUUUCCUUUAGCCUUUAAACUUUGAAGGGAUAUAAUUUUUAGUAUAUUGUCAGUAAAACUUGGUUUGCUUACUUACAGCCAGUACAGUGAGGUGAAAUCUUUACAAAAACAAAGCAACGUCUGCCUCCAAAAAACAAACCAAACCAUAUAAGUGACAGAUUUACCAUUCUGAAUUUGUCCAACUCUUCCUUGAAAAUGCUGAGAAAUGUUUUCUCUUGUAGUUGGAAGAUAGUCUCGCUCAAAGAUGAUUAAGGAUUGUGAAGCAGUUGUUAUAUAAACAUAACAAGUCUGUUUUAUUCCUGACGUGGCGUCUGACCAAGUCUGACAGCUGGAAUAAUUCAGAUUAGAAUCAAAAUAAUAGAAAAACUCAGUCCUCCUCAGCUUUUUUCUUCGUGGUCUUGACCACUUUUAACCCUACGAUAAAUCACAGCAGUGCACACGAUGAUAUACAUACUGUACAUACAAGCCUGCAUUUAGACAAUUUUGUGUGUAGCAUAUUAGAGUGUGUGUUUGGGUGAUAUAUAUAGAGAGCUGCAGUGUUGAUGUGAAAUAUGAAUAUGAUGGAUGGGCCUGUGUGCAGGUUAGACAUCUGUAGUAAACAGAUUGGACUGCAAUGGCUGAUCAAUGGGCUCUGUUCCACUGUAAUUAGACACACAGCGCCACGGCUUGGCUCCAGCCACUUCAGCAUAAUCACAACCUUCCCCCUAAACACGCACUCGCAGACUUACACACACACACACAUACGCGCACACACACAAACAAACAGAACAUAAAAGAAAAAAAUCUGUCCUUAAAUGCAUCAAGAUUCACACACACACACACACACACACAUACAUACAACCACAGUGUGGGAGUGAGACAUUAUUGAAGGCGAGUAUGAAAGUAUCAGACAAUACCAACGGCGGCAGGUGGAGACCCCACAGGGAUGGCAUCUCUCUCUCCCUCUCUCUCUCUCCAAUUUGCUCUUGUUCUGUGGAGACAGUAGGGAGGCUGAGAGGGACACACAGUCCGUUCUGGCAGGAUUCGAUUCUCAGUCAGCAGGGGAACAUGUGGCCGCAGAGGUGGAGCCUUAACCUUCCACACACACACACACAACUUCUACACACAUACACACACACAACUCCCACUACAUCAUCUCUGGACACCGUUUGAGCCUUUUACUCUGAACCCGUCUGCGGCUUUCCACUCAUCUCCCACAAAUACUUCGACUUACAACACACUUACCCACAAUACAACACUCUAUUAACUAUUAAUUUCUGUGUUCAGUGCCUACAACCCCUCCACCACCUCAGACCCCCCCUCCCCUAACCUGAAAGAGUACACUCGGUGUGUUUUCUUUUGAAAAUUGCUCUGUGUAUGGGAAGGUGCUCGUAGCAGCCAGUGCAUGCACCUCUCGAGUGUUUGUGUUUGGGGAGGGGGGGUGGGGGGGGGUGGGUUGAGUGGGUUAUAAAUACCCUCUCAGAGCUCAAUAGAGUGGGCUCCAGUGGGCUCCGUUUGAAGUAGCAGACUGUAGACCUGCUGGGGGGGAUUCUGACCUCAGUCCCUACAGAGAACCCCCCAAUUCCUACAGCAAAGUCAGUCAAUAUCUCUCUUUCUCCUUCACUCGCCACCCCUCCCUCUCCUUCUCGGCUCCUUGCUUUGGCUCUCACACACACACACACACACACACACACACACACACACACACACACACACACACACACACACACACACACACACACUCUCUCUCGCGCACACACACAGCCUCGCUCCUGCACCUCUUCUGUUCUUUUCUCUCCAACCUUUUCUUUCCCCGUGUUGGCCCCUCCUCUAUCUCUCAUUUCCACACACACAAAAUGCUUACUUUUGUGCAACAGUCACUCAGUCCCCCAUUGCGACUCAAACUGCAUUAAUAUUGAAUCAAACAGCAGUGUCUCCAGCUAGCAGGCAACAGCCAGUCUCACCCCUCCUUCCCUCCCUCCCUCCCUCCUCACCCCAUCUUUCUCUCACCGCAGGCUGGCUCCCUGUCUGCACUCUGCAGGAUGGAAGGAAUAUUCCCACUGGGCAGGAGGCAUGGAUUAGCUUUAAAUCAACUUUAAUAUGGCGAUAGAGAUGGAGCUGUAGAAUCUCUGCUGCUGUAUAAACUUGUUUUUAUGUGUUUAAGUAUUGGCUAAUGAUACAUUUAGCAGCUUUGCUUCCCUUCACUGUCUAUUUUUGUGAUUUAAUCAGGAAAAUAAUCACUUUUGUAUAUUUACCUGGCUUUGUGUUCUCUUUCCCCUCUUUGCCUCCCACUCUCAUUCCCAUCCCUCCCACCGCUGCCAUCCACACCAAGCCUGCAAGCGCAAAGAACAGGAGCAACACAAGGACCGCAACACGGCGCCCAAGAAACAGCGUCUGGUCUUCACCGACCUGCAGCGCCGCACCCUCAUCGCCAUCUUCAAGGAGAACAAGCGUCCAUCCAAGGAAAUGCAGAUCACCAUCUCCCAGCAGCUCGGCUUGGAGCUCAGCACCGUCAGCAACUUCUUCAUGAACGCACGCCGCCGCUGCGUGGACCGCUGGCACGAUGACCACGGUGCCAGCCCGGGGCAGCCAGGCACAUCUGCUACCACCUUCUCCAAGGCCUGAGAGAAGGAGAGGACCUUCAGAAGGCCAGAGGACCAGGCUGAAAAAACAGGCAUCAUGGGAAACUUGCUGUGAAAACCUGGUUCUGGACCGUCUGAAUGCGUCCUCUGCCUGAAAAAUCCUUUGUGCCAUGCAAUCAUCUUUAUUGUCAGUCAGAAUUUCAAGCUCUCACCUGAAACAAGCAUAAUCGAAAAAGGUGAAAUGUGAAGUCAGGUUCACUCUGCAUUACUCACACAAGGACAAUCAUUGAUUCUGUCUUUUUUGAAAGAAAAAUCAUUCUUGUGGCAUCUGAGAAAGUAAAGAAACACCAAAGAUUUGACGUUUUUGUUGGACGGUACCAGACACAUGCCGACCUCAUCCACCACCACCACCACCACCAAAGUAGCCACUGAUUCUGCUUCUUCUCCCAACUCACCUCCUUUGUGUCUGCCUCUCUCGCCUCUCUCAUCCUCUCUCCACGCCGGCACAUGGAAGCAACAAGGGCGAAAAGAACGGCAAUAAAUCUGACAACAGAACAGCACAUAGCCUUAUUAUCCGAGCCCCAUCCUGCACACACACACAAACACACACACACACACACACACACACAAGGCCGUCAUAAAGAAAACAAACGCAGCCUCUGAAAAAUAAACAACGAGGCUUUCUUAUUCUCUGCCUCUACCUCCCCCCUCUCCUGUAGUCUCCUUCAUUCCUUGACCAAAGGUAUUCCCUAAUGGCCAGCCAUUUCAGAACGCAGCUCGGCCUGAUCAUACGGCAAACUAAUGAAUUGAAAAAUGAAUCGAUGCAGACAGAGAGAGCGAGGCCUUGACCCCUCCUGAAGGUGAAACUCAAGACGCUCAGCAGUAGAUACUCAGGUCUUCCAGGCCCAGGUCUAUAUUUUUUGCACAGAUGUUGGGGGGGCCUGCAGGGAGACGUGUCACUGUUACUCCUGGCCUGAGCCUAGAGUCUGUGUUUCUCUGACCAACCCGAAGAGGCAGGGCUAGAUGUCUGGACACGCUCUUUGUUCUGCUGGGAGCUCUUCCUCUGAUCAAUAACCGAGAACCAAGCGACAACAACACGAUCGGGCACCCAGCCAACUACAUUACAGCUGCAUAUGAAAAGCAGAAUGUAAGAGGAGCACAUGGAACCCACUGGAGAUGGGGACACAAAGGCCUCAUAACAGCAGCAGCAGCAGCAGCAGCACACCUCUCCCUCCCCUGGCAGAGCAACAGUGCCCCCUGCUGUCGAGAGCAGAGACCCGAACCCGGCAGAGUGAUGGGGGCUUGGAGAGGAGAGGAGGAGAGGGGAGGGAAGAGCCACUAGAUGCUGAGGAGAAGUCAUGGCACAACACAUUCAGGCCCUCGCAGCUCUUUGAAGGCAGAUCAAUAGCUAACCAUUAUCCUAUUGUUGUUCCUCAUCCAACCAGCACUGGUGAAGCCAGAGGAGGGGGGAUGGUUUAAGUGAACACUGAAAAACGCAGGGAUUUAGCAAAGGCAGGGAUAUAUUAAGCCAAUCCAAAUCUUAAAGAAUCCACCAAAUACAGGUAGAGAGAAUACGCAGAGAGGGGAUAGAAAAGUACAACAGAGGAAGACGUAUACACCAGUGCUGACACAGACACAUCUGAGGUGCAGUGGAGGUCUGAUUUACAUUCUUUUGGGAGGCUUCAUAUUUCCUCUUUUAUUUAUUUCUCCAUCUUUCUGUCUCAUCUGUUUGCAAAAAAAAAAAAAAGGGUUCUCAACAGAUGUGAUCCAAACCAAAUCUCCUGGUUAUUCCCACACAAGGGUUAUCAGUAGCUAACCCAAAGCUAACCACUACACUCAGCUGUCAAAAUGCUACAGUAAUUAGUGCCAAUGCUUACUGCCUUAAUGCGAAUCAAAGAAAAUGGUACUAGGGUUCACACACAGCUACGGUGCGCCCUACUGAUGGCGGGGCGGUGUGUGUCAUAGCAACCAACAAUCAGCUUUUAACUGAAUUAAGAUAUACUUUUGUAGUAAAAAGGAAAAAAGAAUCAGAUUUUAAGGCAUACAAUAACCGAACCUCAAAUGACAAAGAUACCACACAGACAGACAGAGACAGACAGACAGACACGGUAUGUGUUACAAAUACAAAAGGAAAAUGUCUGGUCACAUAACGGACACAUUUUGAAGCAGAAGAAAAAAUCUGUCAUUCUAUCUUUGGUUCUCUACCUCCUCUGUCCCUCUAACCCCCAUUGCCCCCCUCCCUCUUUCUCUCUUCCUCUCUAUAUUGAUGCGGGUAUUUAAUUAGUACCAUAGACACAAAGUUUCUAUUUCUUGUUACUAUUGUGCUCUGUUGUGCAUAAGUAAGGCACCUUGUUGAUAAAUCAAAAACAAAAAAAGGAAGAACUUUUUAAAAGGAAAAAAAAGAGGGAUGCAAGGAUCAAGGCCAAUGAAGGAUGUAUUUUUUUCUCUUUUUUUUUUCUUUUUUGCAUUCUAUGUGAAUAAAGACUCAAACGAGACAUUUUACCAUGUGAGAGAGAGAGAGAGAGAGAGAAAAGAAAACAGGGAGCUGCUGAAGAGAAGAAUAAACGACGGACGCUCUCUCUCUUUUGGCAUCUCAUGUCAGAACUGUGGUACUCUCAGCCCCCUUUAAGCCCAGCCCCAAAGAAAUGGGGUAAAACAGAGGGGGAGAAAACACGACCUCCAGACGUCCUGGCUGAUUCAGUGUGUUUUGUUGCAGGGUGGGUGGGGUCAAAGCUUGGGACUCAAUAGUUAUCUGUAUGGUCUUAAAAAUGCAACUGUAGCAUUUCCAACAAUGUAGUCAGAUUAGCGGUGCAGAUUAGAUAAGCAGUGGUCAUUGUAGAGGAGUCGACUGAGAGAGGUACUGACUAACUUCACAUUGCUGUAAGCAGUGAGUUAAUGUCGCCAAAGGAUGAUGAGCUAAAAAUCGAUUUGUGGUAUACAGUUCAGUGAGCAUAGGUAAAUAGCUAGACUCAGCGCUAGGUAUUAGGCUGACAAAAUGACAUUUGUUUGUAGUGAGAACCAAUGUGGCUACCUCACUAAGCUGAGUGGUUUGUGAAACCGCCACUAAUACCAAAGAUACUGCAGCCUACCGGUCCCAAACUGCCUAGGGGGACACACAAACCAAAAAAGAAAAAAAAAGGGAAAAAAGAAAAAAAAAUCUCCCCCCUCUUUGCCCAACACUGUUACAUGCACACUGAUAAUAUUACACACAAACACACACACAUAUAAAACACACACAAUUGUACAAACAGAGCAGUCAGACUGCAUCGUACCACAUAGGAGGAGGUGGUUACAUGCAGAUAGAGUUGAGUGCCUUUUCCCUUCAACCACGGGUGGGACUGCACUGGUAACACACACACAUAACACACACAAACACACAAACACACACACACGCAUAUAUAGCAGUACAUCCGUUCACAAACAUACACUUACAUCGAGACAAUGCACCCAUAAUUGGAUGGACAGAAAGGGGGGCCAAAGAGAGGGACACAGAGUGGGGGCUGUGUCAGCAUUUUCUCCCAUAUUGACUUUCCAUCUUGAUACACUAGAAUACAAGCACUUUAUCAUGUAGAAAGUCUAUAAAACAUUUUCUAUACACUAUUUAUUUGAAACAAAAUUAUAUGUUACUCCUUUAAUCUGUCAGUCUUUGUUACCGUAUUGUUAAUCUUCUUGUAGCUCAUAGCUUUUGGAGCUUUUACCUUUUUUUUUUUUUUUUUUUUUCUCUCUCUCCGCCCCGGUGUGCUCAGACUCUCAGCCACUUUACCUCGCUCGCAUCAGAGAUAUUUUUGUGAAACAGAGAAAGAGGGGGGUAAAAAGGCUGAGGCUCUGAGCGCUUAGAGGGCUGUAGAUGUAAAACCUCAAUGUCUAUUUUCUUUUCUUUAUUUUUUUUUUAUCUCCACUGCGUGCAAGCACAGAGGCUGCACUAGAGAAGUGUGGAAGACUCACCAACAGUUUAUAGACACAAUUUCUCUCCUCCCUCCACCUCGUCUGUCUAGUCAACCUCUCCCCCUGGCUAGUGCUAAGACUCGGUAGGCGUGUGUUGACAAUUAAUUCUGAAAUACCUCAAAAACCUUUCAUGUAAACUUUAUGUAAUUUAGACUGAAAAUAAUACUGCUAAUGAUAACAAUGAUUAUGAAACUAUGAUACUAUGAUAGUUAGUUUUGGAACUUGUGACUUGAAGCUUUAUACUGUUAAAUUCCUUUUAUUUGUUUGCUCAUUUUUCUUGUACGUUUCUCUCGUUUGUUUUUGCUACGGCAUGUACUUACUGUUUUCAUAAAGGAAAAGACAUUGUGAAUGUUUCUGUGGAGGGUUACAUGAGAAAAGAAGAGACAGAAGAGAAGGCUAGAGUCCAGAAAGAGAGAGGCAGGAGCUACUCACUUCACAUGCCUAGUUCAAAGCUCUCUCUUCAAGGCGGGUUCACUUAAAGGAAAAAAAAAAAAAAGAUAAAAACAAGAAAAAAAAAAAACACAAAAUAAGAUUUGGGCUGAAUCCUAAACCAAAAAUUUGAUGUUAUACCAAAGGAGGAAAAACCUUUUACUCAUUGUAAGCUUUCUUCUGCCUUUAAGUUGUCUUUUCUCUGAAAAAAAAAGAAAAAAAAAACAAUUUCACAGUUACUUUUGAAGGUUCCUGGGUGUGUUCAAGUGCUCCUGAUGUUCUUAGAAUACUAAAGACCAGCACCUCCUAUUGAAAAGAAGGUGCGCUCUUUCUUUUUUGUUUUUUUUUUUGUGCAUGGAUAUUGUAUAACUGUAUAGAAACCAACAGGAAUGACCUGUGAUUUUGUGGGGAGAGGAGGAGGAUGGAAAGACUUGGGAAAAGGGUGGAGAAGGGGUGGGGGAUAUUUUGGUUAUCAAAACAUAAAAAAAGGGGGUGGGAGGAUUCGGGUUUUAGGCGUUGGAGGGGUCCUUGUUUUUAGAAUUUCCGUCACUGUUGGAUUCACUGGUUGUGUGCAUGUGUUGUUGCAACCCUUCCCCUUUCCCCAUGUUUCUUUGAUGUAUAUAAAUCCAGACAGUAGGGGGCAGUGUGUGCUGGGGGAGGUCAAACUCCUCUCCUCCCAAUCAAUAGCAUUCAAUCUUCAUUCCUCAGCUUGCGGUCCUCACUCGGGUCCUGAAAUGUGUGUCUUGCUUUUCCAAAGACGGGCUGUUUACUUGGAGUUAAUCAGAGGGACACACACAGGCGCGAGCGGCCUUGAAUAUACCUGUAUGUCUGUCUACAUGCUUUUCUUCAAUCUGUGUAUGUGUGUUCAUUUGUACCUAUGUGGAAGACAAAGUAUUUCUUUUUUAUGUUCCUUUAUUAUGGGUUGCAAUAUUUGUCAUGCAAAGAUUUGAAACCAUUUCUUACUGACUGACGACCAACAAACCGCAGUACCGCACGGCAACCGGUAAAACUCGAGCUGAAAUGUUGUCAGCAUUUACUGUCAAACAGCAUACGUGUGUGGCAUUUCAGUGUGGGAUCAAAGGUUGCCUGUGGGACUGAUGUAGACACCCCCAGUCACACUGUGCUCUCCCUCUUCUGUUACCUGUUAAUCAAUCAGAACCAAGUGUCUUUGUGAUGGUAGAAGACAAUCAGUUUCAAAACAAGAAAAAAGGUAGAGAGAGGGCAGGCCAGUGGGGAGGAGGAAGGGAAGGAUGGAGGAACAAAAUCAAGGGAAAAGAGGCUCUCUGAACAGUGUCCAGCUGUAGUGCCAGGCUGCCAAACGACUGCCCAGCUACCCCAUCCACCCUCCAUCUAUCUAUCAACCUUUAGCAGGCUGAUCUGACUCCAUGUGACUCAGUUACACACACACACACUCACUCACACACUCCAAACUCAUAAGACAUUUUCAAUUCAUUUUCCUCCCAUUACCCCGUCUCUUUUCACCCUCUUGCACUCCUACUGCCACAAUGUAGUGCACUGCAGGAGAAAGAAAUGCAACCUGUGGUGCAGAGAUCAUAUUUCCCUUCACCCACCACAAUUUCCUGCUAAUCUAAUGAUGAUGUAACCAGCCGCGAGGAAUAAAAAUGGCUCCGGUUGGUGGCUUUUGCACAGAGAACUAUGCAAACACCUGACCCCCCCAAUCUUAAUCGUUGCUGCUGGGUCAGAGUGUACAACCCUCAACCCCACCCUCUCUCUCCCCCCUGUCCUCCCUCACCCAAACAUUUAGACAUCCCUGCUCACAGUUUGACCCUCCAUAACAUGUUCCCAUUCCCUCCCCUCCCCUGAGCCCAGAGCGGGCAGAGAAGCCCCUCCAGUCACUCUGGGUACAGUAGAGAGUGGCUGAGGGAGUGAUGCGCACUACAGCACCCCCAUGAUUCACCAGACUGAUGUCGUACAAGCUUUACACGAAUAUAUAUGCCCCAAACUGCCACUGACAUCAAAAUGGAGUCCAUGUUGUUGUUUGCAAGCCGAUCCUCCCCGCUCAUGGCUCCAUUGUUCUACAAUGUUGGGCUGUCUUUGUCCCCCAGCGCCAAGGAAGGGCCACAAUCAAUGCAAAGACACCCACAUUGUACUUACUCAAGUUUACAAAGUCGUCUGGAGAUGGUGGCUUAUAUUGCACUCGGACAGACAGACAGACACACAAACAGACACAGGCACAUGCUGGAGAGGGUGAGUCUGCCUUUUGAGAGUGUUUGCUGAAAACCAAAGAUGAAAUCAGAGGUAUGACAAUCUGGCUACCAAACCUAGAAGACAAUGUUCAGCUCUCUGGGCUGCUCUACGGGUCCUGUGAUUUUACCGGCCAUGUGGACAUUCCACCAAUUGCACUUGAACACAAACACACACACACACACACACACAUACAUAAAUAUACACGCGCACCCUCUGGUGUGAAUCCUCACUCGCACACACACACACACACAUACAUACAAAAACAAGGGAUAUACCACGUUCGCAAUGUCUGGUCAGAAAGCCUCUUUUCCCUCCUCCCACUGCAGAAGCCGGAGAGCCUGUGGAGGACUUUUAGUUUCACUCUAGUUGAGACUUUUGAGAAGGAAAAAAAUCUGAGUAAUAACUGUUACAGAAAAAUAAAAACUUAAAAGGAUAAUAUGGGUAAAAUUGCGUGUUUUGAAAUAAAUUAACAAAUAAAACAAUUGUAAAACAAAG
Molecule: messenger RNA, 27463 nt
Organism: Xyrichtys novacula (pearly razorfish)
Lineage: Eukaryota; Metazoa; Chordata; Actinopteri; Labriformes; Labridae
Source: the annotation of a GenBank genome assembly